Messenger RNA from Penicillium concentricum, 1482 nucleotides. RefSeq names its product sterol esterase. Gene Ontology annotation, biological process: lipid metabolic process. The record is from RefSeq and is a predicted model, not a curated record. The transcript is spliced from 3 exons. Bases 1 to 1482 code for a protein of 493 amino acids. Lineage: Eukaryota; Fungi; Ascomycota; Eurotiomycetes; Eurotiales; Aspergillaceae.
AUGGCACGAGUUCCGUUAAUCGGAAGACUGUUCUGGUAUGAGUACCUGGCUCUCUUCGGGUCUUUGAUUCUUGUCCUGCUUGAGACAAUCAUUCACUUAAUUACAUGGUGCCUUCCAAACCCUAUCAUUAAAUUUUGCUAUGGCCAAUCCAAAGCACUUUUCAACCUUUUGAUCCCUAAUGAAUCCCGUCCCAAGCGUACAAAAGAGGAAAUAUUUGCCAGCUCUGUUGCAGACGCAUCUGAUUUCACCGAGAUAUGUGCUCUCUUUGGGUAUCAAGCCGAGGAACACAUCGUACAAACAAACGAUGGAUACCUUCUUGGACUUCAUCGGCUGGCAUAUCGAAAAGGAGAAGAAAACAUGCGUGUCAAUCAUGGUCCCAGUGGGAUUCGGAAAAAGGUUGUCUACCUCCACCACGGCCUACUCAUGUCAAGUGAGGUGUGGGUAGCCUUGACAGACGAGCAGCGGUGCCUGCCCUUCCAGCUGGUAGAAAAGGGAUACGAUGUAUGGCUGGGGAACAACCGUGGAAACAAAUACUCUAAGAAGUCGAUCCGAUUCUCGCCUGGUUCGAAUGAAUUUUGGGACUUCUCUAUUGAUCAGUUCGCCUUCUCUGAUAUCCCCAACAGCAUCGAGUACAUCCUCGAGGUAACAGAUCAGCCAUCGUUGUCUUACAUUGGAUUCUCCCAGGGAACAGCGCAGGCAUUCGCUACACUCGCUAUUCAUCCAUUGCUCAACCAGAAGAUUGAUGUGUUUGUGGCACUUGCACCCGCCAUGGCUCCUUCGGGCCUCCGCAAUCGCAUUGUUGAUUCACUGAUGAAAGCCUCUCCGGACUUUUUGUUCCUAUUGUUUGGUCGACGCAGCAUCCUGUCGUCGACGACCAUGUGGCAGACGAUACUCUACCCGCCAAUCUUUGUGCGCAUCAUCGACACAGCACUCAGAGCCCUCUUCAACUGGAAGUGUCGCAACAUCAGUCAAACACAAAAGCUUGCUGCUUAUUUGCAUCUUUAUUCCUUCACCAGCACCAAGUCUGUCGUGCAUUGGUUCCAAAUCAUUCGGAAUAAGAGUUUCCAGUUCUACGAUGAUGAAAUCUACGCGCCCUUCAGCAUGACUGCCAGCGAGCGCUUUUACAAACCGGUCAAAUACCCUACUCGCAACAUCAAGACUCCCAUUGUCCUCCUGUACGGCGACAGCGACAGUCUCGUUGAUAUCGGAGUGAUGCUGAAGGGGUUGCCGCACGACACUGUGGCCCAGGCGAUUCCAACCUACGAGCAUCUAGACUUUUUGUGGGCCUCCGAUGUUGACCGCCAAGUGUUCGGCUAUGUGUUCAAUGCGCUGGAAACCUAUAGCCGGGGUGGCCCGUCGGCUGGCAGCAGUACAGGGUCUGAGAAACACGGACUUUUAACCGACGGCCGUGUUUCCAAUACCAAGGCUGCCCGAAAAUCCUCCGUCUUCCCCAAUGAUAUCGCCUUCGGGGCCAGUCCCUGA